This is a messenger RNA of Bolinopsis microptera, 4139 nucleotides long. Its product is annotated as myosin-6-like. The transcript has a single exon. Gene Ontology annotation, cellular component: centrosome; centriole. Gene Ontology annotation, biological process: neuron migration; centrosome cycle; establishment of cell polarity. NCBI's taxonomy places the organism in Eukaryota, Metazoa, Ctenophora, Tentaculata, Lobata, Bolinopsidae. The record is from RefSeq and is a predicted model, not a curated record. The coding region runs from base 15 to 1865 and encodes 616 amino acids.
GAAAGUAUUUGUAGAUGAAUGAGCGAAGCAGGAAGAUAGCAGACAGCUUGUCCGAGAUCAGACAGACCCUUAACUCCACCUUGGUAACCGAACCUAAACCACACUCCAGCCAAUCCAAACCCACCGCCCAGCUUACCUCACUGGAAGCGAACGUGUCAACUGUCGUGGACCAACAUGAAGAUGUUCUCAAUCACCUGACUCGCCAGGUUAACUGCUACAAGGAAUCACUGGGAGCGCUGCGCGAGAGGUGCGAGGUGUUGGUGCAUCAGAACCAAGCGCUGCACAAAGAGUUGGAACAGCACAUUAACCUGGAUGUGACGGAGCUAGCAGGACAGGGCUGCGGAGGAGAGGUGUUAGGAGGGGAGGCCGGUGCAGCGCAUGCUAACUUAUUAGAACAACUAAUUGAUAGACGUGGUAUAUAUGAGCAGCAGAUCAGCACGUUAGAGAGGCAGGUAUCACUGCUGAAAGUAGAACUGAAGGAUUCAGAGUACCAGAGAAAUCAGGCAAGAUCACGUGCACGUGCAGACUCAGAUCACAUGACAGUUUGUGAGAGAUGCAGGGACACGCCCCUCUCUCAGGUUCACAUGACACAGGUUACAAGGUUAGAACAGGAUAAACAAGAGUUGGAAACAGCUUUAAUGAAUCUACAAAACGUGGUUGAAGUAAUGAAGAAGAGGGAGGAUGAGGCUCUGUUUAAAGUGAAGAAGAGUGUAGAGAUGGUGGAUAAGGUUAAGUCUGAUCAGGAGACACUCGAGAUAAAGUUAAAGCGCAGUUCUGACGAGUUGAACAGAGUAAGGGAGAGACACUCCGUACAGACAACUCAAGCAAAGGCUGAGUUACAACAGCUUCACGACGAGGCAAUCGCAGAAUUGAGAGACAAACUUCAUACCAAAGAGAGAGAUUUGACAGAUUCACUUACAGAAAUACAAAAACUUCAGCUGCAAAUAGAAGCAGGGGAGAGAGAGAAGAGGGAGCAACAAAACAUGAUAGAUAGAUACAGGGAACAAGGUCUAACCAGCAUGGAAGUAGUGGACAAGACAUCCCAGCAGUUGCGCGACCAGCUGCGCCAUGCACUUCAGGAGCGUGAUGAAGCCAUCAGUCAACUAGCACUAAACAAAAACAAUGUGCAGCUGGAACUACAUGAUAGACAAAGAGAAGUGCAUCAGUUACAGGGCGAGGUCACCAGGUAUAAAGCUAGGACAACUUCUGGCGAGGAGAUUGUUAGGAAGCUGACCUUAGAGUCUGCGACUUUACAUGAUGAGAUUGCUAACCUCAAGAUCAACAUGAACAAGGUUCAGAAUGAGAAGGUAUCGAUGGAGAAGACUAAUGCGCUGACGAUUGAACACCUCAAAUUGGUGUCAACGCAGUCGCAGCAAAGCGCUAAGAGUGAGAUUGAGGAGCUGCGCUCGAGACACAGUGAAACGGUUGCGCAGUUGCACAAACUACUCCAGCAGCAGCAAAGUCUGGCUAACAAAUGGCGGACUGCACACAGUGAGUCUAUCAGACAGUUCGAGGAAAACUCCAAGGUAAUGUCAGAGGACUUGGCUCAGACAAAGAAGCAGUUCAAUCUCGCUCAACAAAAAUCAGGAUCCAACGAGAGUAAAGUGAAAUCUCUGUCAGCCAAAAACAAGACGCUCAGAGAAACAGAGAAAAAAAUGGCCAAGAGCUUGAAACUAGCAGAGUCACAUAUAAUUAAGACAGCAGAGGAAUUGUAUGGUGUAGUGCAAAAGAAGAAUAAUCUGAUGCGCGAGCGCUCUGUCAUGGCUAAAGAGAUAAACUUGUUGCAGACCCAACUCUGUGAUGUUCCUACAUUUGUUCCCAAACACUAUAUCGAGAGUCCUAAACUAGAAAUUGAUGAUUCCUGAGGAGCUCUUACCCUAGGGGCUCCUGCUCUGAAUUAUAACCAAUAUUCCGGAGGAUUUUAAAUAAGAGUUUGAGGGUACCCGGUACAAGCUCAUACUGGUUGGAACUUUGAUGUUUGUGAGUUGCUAAUGAUACUUUUUGGUGAUUUUGUGAUCAGUUCUCUUUUUAAUGGAAGGGAAAAUAAACAGGUAUAUGUUUUCAGACUCAGAACUUUAUAUUGACCAUUUUGUAUUUUACCAGAUCACACUUUUAUUUUAAGUCUAAAUUUAACUAUAUGAAAUCUUAUUUUAAGUGCGUUUUUGUGCGAAGCAUGUUUCAGAUUUAUGUCAUAUUUAAUCAAGUCCACUGUAAUAUAUAUUGUAAAUCAUGUUAUUCAAAAGAUUAUCUAAUGAAAAACGUAAUGGUGUUUCUAUAGGCAAUAAACCUCCUUUUGAUCAUAUACUACGGUGAAUAUCAUUUUAUUUCUGAUCCACCGAAAUCAGAAAACAAUUUCAAUGUCAUGUCAGUGAACAUAUUGAGUAAACACCACUUUGACUUGAUGAUUAUCUUUUUGCCUUUUAUCGUUAGUAAAUUAUUAUUUCCAAGUAUCAUUUUAUCACAACACCUCAACCCAGAAUGGCUGAAGGAACAGAAGCAGUACAAUCAGUUCUCUACUACACAGAAGCGGAAGCAUUUGUUGAAUCACUCCGCACAUUCCACAUCAAAGACAUUGGAACGGACAAAUGGGAAACACAGAGAGAAAACAUAGAGAAACUGAAUAUUCAGGCGGUGGUGGACGCUACUAACAAUGUGGAAGAAUCUAUCAAAGAACUGUUGAUAACCCACGAGAAAAUACCCACUAUAAUACACGAACUCAUAGCGCUGGAUCUCUGGAAACGAAACAUUCUCCCUAAAAUCCUAGAAAUGGAUUUUAACGCAGAGACCUCCUUCCCUGCAUACGUAGUCAUGUUCUACGAGGCUAUCCUGAUAGGGCUGCUAGAAGUACUUCUCUUUCACAGCGAGUGUUGUGAAGCAGCCGGGGACUCACUACACGAUCUGUUGCAAUACUGCCAACAUAAGUUAGUGUGGUUGGUGGCUGGGGAGGAGGACUGGCAUACCAUCUCCACAGAGACCACUAGUGUUGAGGAUGCCAAGGAGGAGCUUAUCAAGAGACACAAGAAAAUAUCGUUUGAUGUGGCACUGAAAUGUAUUGCAGUGGUGAGGUAUGUUGGAGAGCAUUCCAAGGAUGUUUCGUUAGGUAUCACCACACGUGUUCUGAACACGUACGAUUUCCCCGCAAUAUUUGCUGGGCUGAUUGAUAACCCCCCGUGGUUAGUCCGGGAAGACAAGGGACAGUGGUUGAAGUAUGAUAACAGUAAGUGGAAUAAAACCUCACAUGAUGAUGUUAAGAAACUCAGCAAACUUGAAGGUCAGCUCUGGAUUGGAAUGUUACAGUUCUUAAUGUCAGAGAAUUGUCAGAGGAACUAUCAGCUCAACUCUUCCAAUCAAGCCAGUAUUCUGAAGUUGCGUGCGCACUUUCACCCUCAAGUAUUGAACCAGCUGCCAGCGCUCGUUGACUUGCAGCGCUACUUGGAGGAGUUGUCCCUCAUGUCCACUCCUACAUCGCGCCCACCUCUCAUUCUAGAACAAGUUCCCGAAUUUUAUACAGCACUUGAGAAUAAAUGUAACGGCAAGUGGCACGACCUUGCUGUCAAACAUUACAAAGCUAUAUUCUGCAUGUCAAAGGAGCGAAUGAAGAAGCAAGCUGACAAGUUUGCUGCCACAUAUGACAUGGAUGUAAUGUCUGACCUGAUAGCUGAACCUCCUAAGUGUGAGAACUGCGGAGAAGGUGCAGCUAAAAGAUGCUCAUCAUGCCAAACUUCCUGGUAUUGUGGAAGGGAAUGCCAGGUGAAACACUGGUCCAAACAUAAGGAAAAUUGUAAGCUUAUUGCUAAAACUAUGAAGCAUGCUAAGGACCUAAAGGCUGCUAAUAAUCAGGGCGGUUCAUGAACAGAUUUGCAUUUAGGGCCAUUUUCAUCAUUCUUUACAAACUGUUCAUUGUACAGUCGUCAGAUAUUUGAGCAUUCUUCGAAUUUCUAGGUCGAUGUACAGAAUUUUUAAUUUUUCAGUGUAAAUAACCACCAUUUCUACCAAUUUUUACACUUCACAGUUCAUAGUUGCAGAAAGUAGUAUAUUUAUUUUCAGAGCUUAUUAAUAUUAUAUAUAUUGUUGUACGGUAAAUCUAAACUUUAUUUAUAAUGUAUAAAUAAUGUAUAAAUUCAAGUUGUUAAUCAUAA